Messenger RNA from Rotaria socialis, 1620 nucleotides. Lineage: Eukaryota; Metazoa; Rotifera; Eurotatoria; Philodinida; Philodinidae. The record is from the annotation of a GenBank genome assembly.
AUGGCAAAUCAAUCUGAUGUAUUAGCAGCGAUUCAAGCUAAUCUACAGCAAGCAAUUCAACGUAACAGGCCGCCCGAACCAGCAAAGACGCUGAAGUUCGAACUCGAUGGUCAAGUGCGAGCGUGUUGUUUGCCAAAGCCAAUUACGUAUUCCGACCUAUUGAAGUGUAUUCAAAAUUUAUUUGGAAAACGUACACUAUCAUCGAUCGAACUUAUUCGAUGUUUAUUCUCUCGCGACGAUGCAUUACGUUUGCCGAUUACAAACGACGAAGAUUUAAAUAAAGUACUUGCCAUAUCGGAUGCCAAUGGAUCGAACAAACUCAAUUUUUUUUUAACACGAAAAAAAACUCACGCAAUAUCUCGAGUAAUAUCAGUUAAUAAUCAUGAUGAUUCUGGUUCGAUAUCUGACGAUGGACAAACUCUGGACAAUGAUGAUACUAGUCUUGAUUCACCACCACCCGGCACGAUUGCACCACAAAAACGCCGAACAAAAGUAAACACAAAUAAUCAAAAGGCCAUAUCCAAAGAUGGAGGACUUUUCAUUCCGGAAACAAAUGAUGAUACAUAUUCGAGUGGUGGCUCGUCUGUUGCUAGUCGAGAUUCGAGUGGAAGUGAGCAUAGUUCAAGAAGACGUUUACGCACUACGUCUUUUGCCCGACUUUCAGCAUCGUCAUCUGCUGGCAGUAGUGGCAGCGGAGUAAAUACAAGCAGCAGUUCAUCUCAAGCUAAUUCCCUUGAAUCUCUACGUAGUCAGUGUUCUUGUUCUAGUCAUCAAUAUAAAACACCGAGAACACCUACCAAUUGGAAAUUAGGACGACAGUUAGGACAAGGUGCUUUUGGUAAAGUUUAUCUUUGCUACGAUGUUGACACUGGCAGCGAAUUGGCGAUUAAACAAAUAUCUAUUCGUGGACUUAACUCUGAAACAACACAAGAAGUCAAAAUUUUAGAAUGUGAAAUUAACAUUUUCAAGCAACUUGAUCAUGAACGUAUCGUUCGAUACCAUGGUGCAUUACGGACGGAUGAGUUCUUACAAAUAUUUAUGGAAUUCAUGGCCGGUGGAUCUGUACGAGAACAAAUUUUAAAUUAUGGUGCAUUAACUGAACAAUUAACAAAGAAAUAUACCAGACAGAUACUCGAAGGACUUGUUUAUCUGCAUGAAAAUCACUUUGUUCAUCGGGAUAUUAAAUGUGCGAAUAUUUUGCGGGAUGUCUCGGGUAAUAUAAAACUAAGUGAUUUUGGCACGUCGAGACGACUAAUUGCUAUAACCAAUCAAAAUCAACCAGAUUCUGGAACUAUUGGUACAGCUCAUUGGACAGCGCCAGAAAUAAUCCGAGGAAGUAUUUUUGGACGUAAAGCUGAUAUUUGGAGUCUCGGUUGUACAAUAGUUGAAAUGUUAACUACGGGUCCUCCGUGGCAAAAUCUACAACCUAUUGCAGCUAUAUUUCAUAUAGCGACUUGUGAGAAGCCUGAAUACAAACUGCCAAGCAAUGUAUCGUCUUUAGCCAAAGAAUUCAUCGAUAUGUGUCUAACAAAAGAUUACAAUCAACGACCAACAGCCGUAGAUCUCAUACAUCAUUCAUUCUUGGAUAAUCCUCAGUUUCCAUCCUCAUGCUCACCAUGA